Molecule: messenger RNA, 2544 nt
Organism: Misgurnus anguillicaudatus (oriental weatherfish)
Lineage: Eukaryota; Metazoa; Chordata; Actinopteri; Cypriniformes; Cobitidae
Source: RefSeq, a predicted model, not a curated record
GCAAAGCCUCCCCCCGGAUUACCUCCAAAAAUAACAAACUAAAAUAAUAAACAAAACAACAAACCAGUAAACCGUAGAUAAGGCCGGCGCUAGACACGGUCCUCAAGGUUUACGCUGUCUUUCUGGAAUUUGUUAUGCACAAUUGUAAUAAGUUUCCCUCCAAAAAAUUAGAAGAGGGGAGAAAAAAAAAUUCGGGAAGGACGAGCCCCCAUUUUAUGUUACGAACCCCUAAGCAAACCAUAAGGAAGGGGUAAACGCAACGCCAUAAAGGAAGGACACGUGAAACCAAAUUACUGCAAAAUAUUUAUUUAAAAAGGAAACAAGCAUCACAAGAAAAAACUAACCUUGAAAAUUAAGUCUUUAAGUAAAAAAAUAAUCAAAUUACUCCCAAUAAUAAUGCUAAUUUAAAUACCUGAAACCUUAACCCAUAACAACUAAUCAAACUUACAAAUAACGAAAAAAAAUACAGAAAACUAAACAAGGAAAAAGAGAGAUGUUUGCUGGAGCGGAUUCUGCUGGUAAGUGCUCUCUUGGCUAUUUCCACCAGCCUCCUUAAUAUAGCCACCCACAACGAACCCAAUUGGAUUUUCAUAAACGGACAUUUCAACCUCUCCGGUUUCAAAAAAAAAUUCGUGCACACAUGUCAGUUUUCAGAAAAGUGUUCAUUUACACGUACUCGUGUAUAUUUGCCGUUAAGAGCAUGCCAAACAUGUAGGUGGCGGUGUAACGAGAAGCUCAAGCCCACGUAAGCCAAUCAGAAUCACGAAAACAGCACCGAAUCACUUCCUCUUCCUCUUUUCAACAAGGAUGGCGCGAGGAUCAUCAUUCGUGUGGACUGACCAGGAAGUAGAGCUCCUAUUAAAUGUUACUUUAGAUUAUAAAACCACAAAAUUACAGGAGAACAUCGACUGGGAGACGUGCCAAAGUAAAUAUGCCGACAUACUAACCCUCUUUUUAGAGCAGUACCCCAACGCAUCUUCCGAUGAUUUUCCUCACCAAAAGGAGGACAUUACCCGCACCGUCCUCACAACCAAGCUUAAGGCAGUUCGGGGGAAAUAUAGAGGUGCUGUGGACACAGGCCGUAGGUCUGGGCAUGGAAGAGUAGUCCUCCUGUAUUUUGAGAUGUGUGAGCAGGUAUGGGGUGGUUCGCCGGCCAGCACCACUUUGCCCACCGGUGUCGAAACUAAUGACCUGGAGCCCUCGUCCCGAGCGUCGCUUCAAAGAUCGUCAAAAUUGGAUGUCAUUGAUUCCAGCGUAGAAGUUGAAGGACAUGCUGAUGAUGGCAGCGUAGCACCACCAGUACAACCAGUGAAGGAGAGGAGAGAUCUUCUAAACGCCAAACUAAGAGGACACCGUCAGGAGCGUCUGAAUAAAAGGCUUUCAGCAGAGGCUCUGCAACAACAUGCUGUUGAAGAAGACCAGCGUAUUAAAAGACAACUCCUUAACAUCAUUGAGGCCUCAGAAAAAAGAGCUGCUGACAACUUCUCUAAAGUUUCCACUACACUGGAUAGACUUACAACCUCAAUUGCUGAUGGAUUUUCUUUUCUGCUGGAAACACUCCAUACACCACCAGUAGCACAGGCAGCACCACCACACUACACCACAACACUAGCCCAGCAAGUUCAUGUGCCAUCACAACACUCAUAUCUGCCAAAUCAAAUACAUCAGGUAUUCCCACAAAACUCAUCAGGCAAUAGAACACACCACCACACACACAACAUAAUGCCCAUUACAACUAACACUGCAGAUUUGUCCUACAUACCUGUUGAAGGCCCAGGGGAUUUCUCGUACAAGAAAGAUUGAAAAUAUUACUGUUGAUUCUGCUGGCUACGGCUACUUUUUGAUAGUAAAAAAGCAAGUAUAAUAGGUUAUGUUUCAGCAUUUGCAAUAAUACUUUACACAAAUUGCACUUUAAAGGGAAAAUAUAAAGGCUUGUCUGAUGUUUUGGCAGCUGCAAAAACAGUUUACAAAAAUUGCACUUUUGUUGUUUAGUGUACCUUCAGAAUGUUUUUUUUACCAUUGAGGUCAGUUGAAUUACGAAUUGAGUUCAUCUGAACACUGUUCCUAUGCCCUAUUUUUGAACAGUUAUACCAUUUGUUUAUUGUAAUGUGCUAUGUAACACACAUCUUAAAGCCUCUUGGAAAUGACACUGAAUGCUGUUUAAUUUAUUGUUUUUUAAUUUAUGUCAGUUAGAAGCAGUAGGCAGAACAGAGGCAUUUUAUUUGAACAGUGUUUGUUCUCUUUAAUGCUGUAUUGACAAACAAUUCUUGUGUGUGAUCAAAAUUAAACUGGUUGAAAGGCAUUCAGACUUGUGUGUGUAAUUUUAUAAGAUUCACAUAGUGAGGUUUACUGGGGCAACUGUAACACCACUGUCCAUUUGUUACUGUAAACCUGGGCCACAAAACUGAGUAGCAAAUACAAAGAAUGAAAUUGAAAUGAAAAAUGCUGAAACAUAAAAAGGAGCCUGUACUUAAACAUUUAAUUUUAACGUGUGUUAAAGGAAUAGUUCACCAAAACAAUGAAAAUUCUGUCAUAAUUUACUAA